GGGUUCAUACCUGUCGAGUAUCACCUGCUUUCGAGUAAACGUUGCUUUAUUGGGAGAUGCGCUUGGCCACGAUAUUGGCUUUCAUCAACAUAAUUGAUACAGGACCGUUAAUUAAAUAUUUGAGUUUCGAGUUAAGUUCGGGAUAAAGUCUACACCAGCAAGAUGGCGCCGGCAAUUUCGUACGUUCUUCUCGUAUUUGGAAUGGCUAUUCUGCCUGUAGUAAACGGACAAUGUAUCAAUGUUACACUUCCUAACAUUCUAAACUUGGGAGAGUGUCUCGGAACUACACUGAGAACCUGCCCUGACAAUUCGUCGGGCCUGCUGCCAGACCUUACCCGUGUCCUAGGGUGCGUUCUCCAGAUUGUACCCCAGAUCGGAAGCCCUGUCUCGGUGCUCUACAACGUGGUUGGUCUCCUUGAGGCUGUUGUUUCCAGACUGGGCUUAACCGGCGACAUCGGCGGUCUCACGGACAUCCUCUGCAAUCCCCUCGGAAUCCCACUGUUCAGCUGCGGCACGUUCAGUCCAGGAAACAUCGCCUGCCAGGAACCGCUGCAGAUCAGCCUGCCCAGCGUCUUCAACAUCGGAGCGUGUCUGAACCGGACCCUGUUGUUCUGCGAAGAAGGAUCGACAAUUUCGGACCCUAUCCUGAGAGAAUUGUUCCAAGCAGUUGGCUGUAUUCUGAGCGUCGCUCCAGAUGGUCUGCAACUGGACCUCGUGUCAAGCCUGGUGUGCCCCCUGGUGGACAUCCUGAACUCGUCACUGAACGAGUUCACCUCGCUGCUUCCUUUCCGGUUCCUGACGCGUGGAAUCACCAACGCCGUCAGCUCCCUCACCAAUAACCUGCUCGGAGCCGUCGGUAACUGUGGCAGAUAACUUUCGAGAACCAACUGAGCCUUGCUUCAGCACACCUGCAGAUGAGAGGAGAAAAUUGAAGGCAAGCACUGACGUCAUUUUAUGAUCCAGAUUGGAACUGCAACGGUGAUUCAGGAGAUAUCUGAGCCAUGAGCCCCCACCCUUGUCAACGGCCAGCAUUCAUAAUGACCUGUUCGACCAUAUGGCUCCUUGGAUAUAAACUAUGUCAAAAAACAAAAAAUCAAAUAAAUAAAUAAACCAACAAAAAGCAU
Rhipicephalus sanguineus (brown dog tick) is the source of this 1124-nucleotide messenger RNA. RefSeq lists its product as uncharacterized. The record is from RefSeq and is a predicted model, not a curated record. The coding region runs from base 163 to 873 and encodes 236 amino acids. Lineage: Eukaryota; Metazoa; Arthropoda; Arachnida; Ixodida; Ixodidae. The transcript is spliced from 10 exons.